GGGAAAUUGGGAGACUAGUUUUAUUAGAAUGGGCAUACCAAAAAUACUCAAGUAUUACAACUAAGAAGAAAUAGGGCUGUGAAAAUCAUUACCCACAUUUAACAAGUAUAAUUAUUUAAAAGAAAGAAAUUAAGUUUUUUUUAAUCCAAUAACUAGAAUCUGAAAUUAAGGUAAAAAAUCAAAUAAAGAGUUCACAUGUCCAAAAGGAGACAUUAUUGAAUAAUUACCCUUCCAGUAUCCUUCAACUCCUAAUAGUCUCUAGGAGUUUAACUUUCAACCAUUCAAAAAUCCAGAAUUAACAAAUUAUAAGGAUUUGUUCAAGGACUCAAUUAACAGUUUUCAGAUUAAUUUUAGAUGGUGAUCUAUGAAGGAUGGUUUUGAGAGGAAAUCUGAGCUCUAAUAUUUGACUGUGUUAGAAAUUUUACUGUUUAACUUUUAGUCAAAUCAUUUCAUCACUCUGUCCUUGCCCUGUAAAAUGGGGGUACUACUACUUCCUUUGUUUGUAUUGGUUAUUUAGACUGUAAGUGCUUUGGGGCAGGGACUGUCUCUUACUACAUGUAUGUACAGUGCUUAGCACAAUAGGUAUAACACAAACAACAGUAAUAAAUAAAUGGCAUCACUUAAUUGUUUUAACACUUUGGGGUGGGUUGUUCCAAGGUGUCUUUAUGUUCCCCUUCCUUAUACCUCUUCUACCAUCAAAGUCUUCAUACCUCCAUGACCCUUCUCGUAGUAAGGGGAGCCGGAUGUAGCACCCUGUGAAACUCAUCUCUGCCACUCUGUGCAUUGAGGGGAAACUACUUUGAAGGUGACAAAAGCCUGGCUUCCUUGCCAGAGCUAAAAGAGGUGCCUGUGAGAUAGCCCCAUGGCUGGUGAAUGAGGGCCCUAGUUUGGGACAUACACGCUGACAGGACCACAUUACACUUUACGAGAUUGCCAAACUGCUCCCUAGAGUUACAAAAAUCAACAGUGGACUGUGAAUUAUUGCACUACAUUUUUUAAUCUGUUUCAUCAAAGAGAGCGAUAUAGCCACAACUCACUUUCAAAAAGAGUAGGUAGGCACUGGCAUCUAUCUUCUGUUUGUUUGCAUCAGUGCCAUGUGUAGAUAUUUUGUAUACACCAUAUGAAGUAUGAGUUGUGCUUUCCUGCAGGAUCUUGCUAGCUGCUGCUUCACUUUUGCACUUCUCUCCAUUGAAAAUGUAUUGUUUACAAGCUACAAUCUGGAGAAGGGCUACAAACACCUACACAUGUAUAACAAUGCAAAACACUCAGCUUCUUUCAUAACAUUUAAUUUACAACAUGACAACUGGAGGUCUCCACAGAAAUCUUUGAACGUACUAGUACAGUAUCUUUGCCACUCAGGACAGUGACAUUAAUGGGAAGUGUCCUAUGAAACCGAGGAAGGAAGAGUUCAAAUGGGAGAGCAUUACUAGAAAUUCCACUUGAAAGGGGACUCUUGGCCAUUGCAAAGUGAUUAAGUGGUGCUUUUUAUAGUAACACCCACAUAAUCUUAGGUAGCCAUGGAUUUGCUACAAUACUUUUAAUGUACAGAGAAUAUUGACUAACACUUUUGCAAAGCAGAGCUCAAAAAGUAUAUAAAGUGUGUGAUUUUUAUCUAGCCUGGGAUUUUGCAGUGGUCUUAUAAAAUCUUCAGGUUUUCUGAUUCCAUAAACAUAUGAAUUAACCAGAUGUUAGCAAAACUGUCUUGUAAAGAUAUAUAAAUUUACACUGGUAUUUGCAUGCAGCAGGCAUUUAAUGGGAAAGCAAAAUCCAUUUCAUUCCCCUCUUUCAUCAGCAGCUAUGCAAACCACAUGCAGAACAUUUCUUCAGUAAACUUGUUCUUAGGGGCCAGCUGCUCUCACUCUCCACGAUAGAUUUUCAUGAUGCAGUUUCAGUGAGUAAAACAUGUUAACCCCAAAAUCCUAGCAAAACUUGGAUGAUAUUGAAGCACGUAAACCACACGGAAAAUAAAAGCAUAAUGCAGAGUUCAGUCACAGGACAAAAGCAAACUGAGCCUGCAAUGCCCUCUGCAGGCUGCCAGAGAACUGUUCUAGAAGCUCCUACAAAGUUUCAUGCCAUUUGAAACAUCAAGUGGAAAAAAAAAAGUCCUAGAAACAUCAUUGAUGGAUUAGAUGACCCAGUAGAGAAGACCUUUCUAAGACACAUAAACUGGCUAUUUAAUCUAUUUCCCAGCCCUGUGACAAGACUGGUUUCUUUAUCUCGGACACAUCCCUGAUAAAAUUUCCAGUAACUUUAAUCAGCUCCAAUGUCAGCAAUUCCACAGCCUCCCUUGGCAACUUGUUCCAUAGCUGAAAUGGAAAAUUCUUCUGAAUAUUAACCUACAUUCUUAAACCCAUUGCAAGUGGUUUUGUUCGUAUUGACUAACACAGCUACAGUAGCCAUUAUAGUCUUUGACCAAAUUACAUCAUCAGUGCUCUUCAGGGUGUACUGCACACACAUCUUCUAACUAAAACAUAAACAUUCCAAUGAUGUAGUUAUUUAAUUCUAUGCUUAUUACCCAAAGCACACUCUUUUCUAUUUAAUACUAAUCUGAAACUAAGACACAUCUUCCGAAAUUAUCUUUUCUGCUAUGGAACAACAUGAGAUUUGAAUUAUUAAUAGUUAUUCUCUCACUUAUUUCUCACACUAUAUACCAUUGUGAGCUAGCAUAUUGUUAAGCAACUGUCUUGCAUAAUAGCAGGGAAAAGGGUCAGAGUGGAAAGUGUUAUUUGAGUGUCUAAAGUUAAUUUUUGCAUGUAGAUUUUUGGUAGGGAAUGUAUGAACUGUUAAUACUAUUCAAAUAUUUGGGCUAGAUUUUCUGGGGCAGCACUGAUGAAUGGGCCUAAAGGAACUACGUAUAACUCCUUGGUUUGCUACCCUGCCAUAGGUUAGAGCAGCCUCCCAGUGUUCUACUCUAUACCAGCUGGCAGUGGUCCCCAAGCCACACCUCUUCUUCCCCACUCUCAACAUGCCCCUACACAGGGGCUGCAGGAGAUUUAGUUUAGAUGGUCGGUAUAUUAUUAUUAUUAUUAUUAUUACUAUUUGUAUAACGGUAGCACCAGGGAGUCAUGGAUCAGGACCCCAUUAUGCUAUCAGGGUUCCCAUGCCCCAGGGGACUCCACAGCUGAGGACGUGCAGUUGGCUUCUGUUUCCUUUGGCUUAGGCAGGGUGGACCAGUGAUCCUGGCAGGUUCCAUACAUGUCCUUAUUACCAUUUCCAGACAUGGACCAGGUUUUCUUUUUUAACUGUAAUAGUCUUGGUAUUAUUUUUGUUACCUUUGGUAGCAACCUUUAACGUCAAGUUAACCAGUUUUCUACCUGGAAAUGUUGGAGUAGCUCCCCUGCACUAUCAAUCCAGAUGUGGGGCAGCCCUGGGAACUGGAGUGGGCUUGCGGGGGGCAUGCAUUUCCCCACCCCCUAUUUUCAAUAGCCACAGUCUGGUAGUGUACGCCUGUCGCCUUCCCCUUCGCUACUUUGUUGUCUUCAGAACCUCCAGUUCCCUGUUCCAGGAACAUUUCUCCCUCCACUCUCCAGGGGUCAAGUAGUUACAGCAGCAGUGUUUCCAAUGUAGUCGUUUUCCAACUCCCCCUCUCACGUCAGUUCCCGGGGAAAACGCUGCCCGUUCCUCUUCUCGUCUCUUCUCUUCUCCCGCAGGGCAGAGACGGUCCCCGCCGCAGGGCGCUUUUCCCAGUCUGACACCGACUGGCGAGAGACAGACGCUUUUAGAUUUUUCCCCACGCACAAGCCCCGUUGCAAUAGCCACGUGCCUUCGAGCAGCAAGUAGAUUUGGAGCAGGACAAGGCUAAUGCACACCCCGGAGGAAGUGAUCACGCGGCUGAUUGUCAACAUACGCUACAUCGAGCUCCAGUACAGCCGGUGCCUUCGUACCACCGCAAGCACUGUAUGGGAGCCAGACUUUUACUUUCCUUUGGCCUUCGGAGAUUACCGUGUUUCUGGAUCAGAGGAAGAGAAAUUACUCAGGGUAGUCUUGUUAAAUCUUCAGAUCUUGCAUCAGCAUUUAAAAUGGACCUUGACAUCCAGUGUGAAGAGAUGAGUGCGUCGAGAUGGACCGAGCUUAAAUCUUCCAUGAACACGAGCAAAACUGUCAGGCUGGAUGAUUGCAAUCUCUCUGCUAGUCACUGUAAGGAUAUUGGCUCUGUCCUCAGUACAAACCAGUCCCUGAUGGAGCUAACACUGAAUAACAAUGAAUUGGGAGACUCCGGCGUGGAACUGAUGUGUAAAGGGUUGAUGGCGCCAAGCUGCAACUUACAGAAACUCUGGCUGCAGAACUGCAAUCUUACAGAUGCCUGUUGUAAGUAUCUCUCUUCUGUUCUGAGCACAAAACCAACUCUGAUCGAGCUGCAUCUGGGUGAUAACAAACUAGGAACUUCAGGUGUAAAAGUGCUGUGUGAAGGAUUGAUGGAUCCCAACUGUAAGCUACAGAAGCUACAGUUAGAGUAUUGUGAACUCUCGCCUGACAACUGUGAGAUGCUCUGCUCUGCUCUGCGCACAAAGUCCUCCCUGAAGGGGCUCAACAUAAGUAACAACAAACUGGGAGAUGCAGCAAUAAAAGUGCUAUGUCAGGGAAUGAUGGAUCCCAACUGUAAGCUACAGUCGCUACAUCUGGAGAACUGUCAUAUCACAGCUGCUAGCUGUGGGGAUCUCAGCACUGUUCUUGCCAUGAAGCCAUCCCUGACAGAACUGUCUGUGGGAGAGAACAAGAUUGGAGAUCCAGGUGUAGCACUGCUGUGCCAGGGACUGCUGAAUCCCAACUGUAAAAUAGAGAAGUUAUGGUUAUGGGAGUGUGGUGUCUCACCAGCUGGCUGUAAGGAUCUCUCCCAUGUCCUCAGUGCAAAAGAGUCCCUAACAGAGCUGAGCCUGAUUGGUAACGAGUUGGGAGACCCAGGAAUGGAGCUACUGUGUCAAGGACUGACGGAUCCAAAAACUAAACUCCAAGCACUAUGGAUAAGGGAAUGUGGUCUCACAACUGCCUGCUGUAAGAGCAUUAGCUCUGUUCUUGGCACAAACCAGACCUUGAGAGAUCUGCAUAUGGGUGGAAACAAGAUAGGAGAUGCAGGGGUUGAAAUUAUCCGUGAAGGACUGAUGAACCCCAACUGUAACUUACGGUCUCUAUGGUUGGGUAACUGCAGUCUCUCAGCUGCUUGUUGUGGGAGUCUGGCCACUAUCCUCUCUUCCAAACCGUGCCUAACCGAGCUAGACCUGAGUAACAAUUCACUGGAGGACGAAGGUGUGAAGAAGCUGUGUGAAUCCUUGAAACAUCCAAACUGCAAACUACAGCAACUAGUACUGUACGACAUCUACUUGAGCUCUGAAGUGGAUGAUGAACUGAAAGUCCUGGAAGAGUCCAAACCUGGACUGAAGAUUAUUUUGUGAGUGAUGCAGUUUCAGAUGUGACCAUCUGCUGAGCACUGUCCUCUCCCUGUUUCUGCCUCUUUAUCUGAACUCUUCAUAUAUGCAGUUAACCAAUAAGUUCAAUGUAGAAUGUUUUUACCAAAAAAAAUUCAUGGAAUCUCUGCAGAACAAUGUCCCUCAAGGGAAUUGGCAGCCUGCUGUGUAUUCAUGAAUGUAUCCAAUCUGAGGCUCAUCAGAGCUUCAGAGUUUCAUCAGAGCAUCUCUAUCCCUGAGGUAAAGAAUACUAGACAUUUACAAGAACUGGCCUAUAGGGGCAGCUCUAAAAUGCCUAUUUAAUGGGUCGAUCAAGAUUUCUAGAAGUUUCCCUUCCAAAGAGCUGGCAAAAGCAGAACCACCUGGUGAAUGUCUAGUAUUCCAUAGACGGUGCUUUUGCUGAGUCUCUGGGGGAAAGUAUCCAGGAACAAAGCAAAAAUAUUGACACUAAAAUAACUGAAAUAAUGUACUCUUCCUGGAAGAAGUCAGUUUUUCCCCUGGGAAAGUAACCUUGGCAGAAACCCCUAGACAAGGCUGAUAAGAGUAGGUGCUCACUUAAUACUGGGACUUCUUUCUCUUGAAAGAAAUCCAUAAAGCUUCUUUAUUACAAGUAAAAAUGAUACUCUCUCUGCUAAACUGAAAGGGAGUAAAUUCUCUGACUUGUUCUGGCAAAAGUAGCUCUGUAGAAAUAUCAUUGUAAUAAAGUUUCAUUGCAAAGAA
Molecule: messenger RNA, 6122 nt
Organism: Chelonia mydas (Green sea turtle)
Lineage: Eukaryota; Metazoa; Chordata; Testudines; Cheloniidae
Gene: RNH1
Product: ribonuclease/angiogenin inhibitor 1
Exons: 10
Coding region: 3900-5390 (496 amino acids)
Cellular component (GO): cytoplasm
Molecular function (GO): protein binding
Source: RefSeq, a predicted model, not a curated record